Messenger RNA from Punica granatum (pomegranate), 2113 nucleotides. The record is from RefSeq and is a predicted model, not a curated record. NCBI's taxonomy places the organism in Eukaryota, Viridiplantae, Streptophyta, Magnoliopsida, Myrtales, Lythraceae.
ACUCAGAUAAGAGAAGGAAGAAAGAGAGAGACAUAAUAAAAGGGAUCCCCAAUUAAUACUCAUCAAUGAGCCUUCCUCUGCUAACCUGAAUUUUCCCAAGUUUCAUUUCCUCUCCCCACACAAAAAAAAACUGAAAACACCCACAGAACACAAUCUCCUCAUUUUCCCAGAAAACCUCAGGAAACAAUCCAAAACCAGUCUCCCAAGUUUCAAUCUUCUGUCUGUCUUUUUUUUUUUUUUUUUUUUUGUUGGGGGGAGGGGGGCGCCAAUCAUAAUCUGCCUCUUGAGAUGAGAGACAUUGUGUCCUGUUUCAGUGAAAGCUCUGUGAUUGUGUCACAGUCUGCUUGUACUAGCUACUCCCACAAUGCCUGCAUUUCCCCUGCUCUGAUCCCUUCCGUUAGGAAUGCCAUCACUUCUCUUUACCGAACCAUCCUGUCGUCGCAGAAGCAGCUCCUCAUCACUGUCACGUGGCUCCAGACGCAUGCGGGCCAUGCCCUCACCAUAUACUUCGGCACUGAUGGCAGCCCGGGCACCAACCCACCCGCCUCGUUCAAGCUCAACACCAGCUCCCUGUUCCUCCGCAAGAAGAAGGGCAGCAAGCCGGUUGAGUCACCUUCGCCCUCCAGCCCCCGCAUCGAGGUCUUCUGGGACCUAUCCAAUGCGAGGUUCGACGCGAGCCCUGAGCCGACCAACAGUUUCUAUGUGGUGGCGGUCAUUGACUCCGAAAUUGGGCUUAUCCUAGGGGACAUGUCCCAGGAGGCUGCUCUCAAGAGGUUUAAGGUCGGGGCGGCUGGCGGGAAGUUCAGCCUGAUCUCGAGGCGGGAGCACUGCUCGGGCAACACGAUCUACUCCACUCGGGCACGGUUCGGCGGGGUCGGGCCGGUGCACGAUAUUGUGGUACGGUUCGUCGGGGAGAACGAGGGACUUAAGCACCCGGCCCUGCUGGUGUACGUGGACAGGAAGGUCGAGAUGCGGGUGAAGAGGCUGAUGUGGAAUUUCAGGGGCAACCAGACGAUAUUCAUCGAUGGUUUGCUUGUUGAUCUAAUGUGGGACCUGCACGAUUGGUUCUUCAACAGCCCGGGUUCGGGUUAUGCAGUUUUCAUGUUCCGGACUAGGAGUGGGUUGGACAGCAGGUUGUGGCUGGAGGAGAAGUUGUUGCCACAGAAGGAUGAAGAAAACAACAGAGGAGAGUUCUCUCUAUUGAUUUAUGCAAGUAAGUAAAGGAAUUAAAAGAGAAAUUAGCCUUUCAUCUGAUUAUUAGGGCAUCAACUGAUAUCAUUAGUCUCUGCCUAACACGUCCAGAAAUUUGUUUUCCGGUUUUCAUAUUUUUUUUUCUAAUUGACUCUGUUCAAAUUUUUUUUUUUGAGUUCUGUUUUGAUUUCUUUUGGAAAGUUAAUACUCAUAUAUACCAUUGGAUGGCGUGACAUAUGGGAACUGAAACAAAGAUUGAAUAGAAAGCCAUAGAUCCUGGAGUUGCAACAACGAUUUUUAGAUCGAUGGGUGAUGAUUAAUUCGGUACAAGCUCUCUCCAUAUCGCCAGUCAUGUUGCCCACCUCAUUUACAUUACAUCUCAUCGAUGCGCGUAAAAGUUUUAAUUAUUUGAAAAGGAGUGUUGAAUACAUGUAACAUGCAUGCACUCUCGGCCUGAAAUCAAGAGGUUCAUAUAAUUCGAUUCCGUCAAUGAGACUAUCUUUAAUUGCCCUUCGAGUCAAAAGUAUUACAUGAGUGAAAACCACUGCAUAGACUUAGUUAGUUAGCAUGCCUAGCAAUUUAUGACUCCCUAAGCUAAUUAAUUAUAUUGAUUUGUCCCUCAAUUAUGUAGAGGGAAAGGAGCCAAUGUGAGAGCUUCAAUUGUGAAGUCUAGCAAUAUACCAAUAGGAAAUAAUCAAAUCAAUUUCCCUUAGAAAAAUUUGGGAAAAGAUUUGGUGCUAAAAACCUUGGGAGAUGGCAUAUAAAAGCUGAGGAUAUUCUGAUAGUGAUGCACAUUAUAGUUCUUGACCAUCAUUAUCUAAAUCUCGUCUCUUUUAUUGUUUUCUCGACAACUUCAGUUUAUGAGUUAACCUAAAAUGUCAAAAAGAGGAGAAAUGAUAAAAAACAAAAACAAAAACAAAAA